Molecule: messenger RNA, 1077 nt
Organism: Geodia barretti
Lineage: Eukaryota; Metazoa; Porifera; Demospongiae; Tetractinellida; Geodiidae
Source: the annotation of a GenBank genome assembly
AUGACCAUCGCCACAGUACCCCUUUACCACGCCAUGGCAGUCUGGUCGGUGGCUCUGGAAAGCCACUUCGGCUGGAGUCGAGGGCAACUGGGCCUAGCCCUGACCUUCACUCGCAUCGAGGGCGGGCUGAUGGGCCCCCUCGAAGGCUACCUCACCGACCGAUUGGGCGCCCGCCGCAUGAUUUUCAUCGGCCUGAUUGUCCUUGGCAUUGGCUUUCUGAUAUUCGCUGGCGUCCAAAGCCUGUGGAUGUUCUACGUUGCAUUCAUAGUCAUGGCGCUGGGCCAGGGUCUGGGAAGCUGGCUUCCCCUGAUGACCACUAUCAACAACUGGUUCAUCCGCAACCGGCCCCAGGACUACGGUCAACUUCCCGACGGCGACCCGCCGGCACCGACACCGCCAGCGACGGAAGAAGUGACAGCGCCCUCAGGACGCGCAGACAGGCCCAGACCUGCUGACACCGCCCGCCGGCCUGCUCCCCAUGAUGAUGGGGAUCUGACUGCGGCUGAGGCCCUCAAGACCCCCGCCUUCUGGCUGAUAUCCUUCGGCCACGGCUUCACUUCAAUGGUGAUUCUCGCCAUUAUGACGCACCUGGGCCUGCUCCUGAAGGACGAGGGGUUUGACGUGCAGACGACGGGGUGGAUUGUAGUUGUGUACACUGCCACCGCGAUGGUGUUCCAGUUGGUAGGCGGCUACAUGGGAGAUCGCUGGCCCAAGAACAUUGCCUUGUUUGUAUUCACAUCCAUACAGGCUGCCGCGGUAGUUGUACUGACCCUGGCCUCCAGCUUGCUAAUGUUCUAUCUCUUCGCCGUAUUGUUCGGAAUAGGGUUUGGCGGCAGGAAUCCACUAACCACUGCUAUACGGGGUGAAUACUUUGGCCGAACAUCCUUUGGCCGCAUCCUGGGGCUUUCUACGGUUCCGAUGAACGUCCUGCUGCUGAUAGGCUCCCCAAUGGCCGGCUACAUGCGAGACAUUCAGGAUUCCUACGAUAUGGCCUUCCUCAUUCUGGCGGGGUUCAACUUCCUGGGCGGUGUACUUUUCCUGUUCGCUCGAAAACCCCGGGUUGAAGCACGGAGAUGA